Molecule: messenger RNA, 651 nt
Organism: Helianthus annuus (common sunflower)
Lineage: Eukaryota; Viridiplantae; Streptophyta; Magnoliopsida; Asterales; Asteraceae
Exons: 2
Coding region: 46-360 (104 amino acids)
Molecular function (GO): zinc ion binding
Source: RefSeq, a predicted model, not a curated record
CUUCAAAAUUAGGGUUCAUCAUCAUAACUGCAAUUUAGGGUCGCCAUGGUCAACUGCCAUUGUGGAAGGGAAGCUAUUAUACAGACUUCAUGGACAAAGAAGAAACCUGGCCUCCGUUUUUAUUCUUGUCCUGUCCAGGGUUCAAAUUGUCCAUUUAUUGGAUGGUUCGAUCAGCAAAGGUGCCAAAGGUGCAUAGAUAUCAUACCUGGAUUGCUUAGGGCUAAGAACAACUUGGAAUCGGAGAAGAUGCAGCUGCAACAAGAGAACAUGAUUCUGGAAGAAGAAAACAUUAAGCUGCAACAAGAGAACAUGAAAGUUCACUACUACAAAAACAGGCAUUUGCUACAGCCAAAUCCAUAGCAAAUCCGUAGCAAACACCCAUAUUGCUACGGAUUUGCUAUGAAUUUGAUCUGUAGCUACAAGUCUCGUCGCGAAAUUCUUUGCUACAGAUUUUAGCUAUGGAACUAUAUUUGCGACAGUUUUAGCUACAAAAAUGGUCAUUGGAAUCUUAGCUACAAAUUUUGCUACGAAAAAGUUCGCUAUGAAUUUUGCUACAGAUUUUUAGCUACAAAAGUUUGCUACAAAGGUGUAGCUAUGGAUGUUUGCUAUGUAUUUUAGCUACUGAAAGCUUUAGUUUUUCUACGAUUUUUG